Cyprinodon tularosa is the source of this 967-nucleotide messenger RNA. It is a transcript of the gene tomm20a, whose product is annotated as translocase of outer mitochondrial membrane 20. The coding region runs from base 72 to 512 and encodes 146 amino acids. The record is from RefSeq and is a predicted model, not a curated record. Gene Ontology annotation, molecular function: transmembrane protein transporter activity. Gene Ontology annotation, biological process: tRNA import into mitochondrion; protein targeting; protein import into mitochondrial matrix. Gene Ontology annotation, cellular component: mitochondrial outer membrane translocase complex; mitochondrial outer membrane. NCBI's taxonomy places the organism in Eukaryota, Metazoa, Chordata, Actinopteri, Cyprinodontiformes, Cyprinodontidae. The transcript has 5 exons.
GUGCUCCGUAUUUCCUUUCCGCCGCAGUGUGCUAGCACCUAGCCUCGCCUGUCCAUGAGUAGUUUUUAGACAUGAUGAGCGGCAAGACGAGUGCGAUGGUCGCCGGGAUGUGCGGCGCCCUGUUCGUCGCAUACUGUAUUUAUUUUGACCGGAAAAGAAGGAGCGACCCUUUGUUUAAGGAAAAGCUUCGUGAACGUAGGCGAAAGCAAAAAACAUCAAGUGAGAAGUCUGGGAUGGCAAAGCUGCCUGACCUGAAGGACCCAGAAGCUGUUCAGAAGUUCUUUUUGGAAGAAAUCCAGCAGGGAGAGGAGCUGCUGUCCCAAGGUGAAUUUGAGAAAGGCGUCGACCACCUGACUAAUGCCAUCGCAGUGUGCGGUCAGCCUCAGCAGCUGCUGCAGGUCCUCCAGCAGACGUUGCCUCCUCCUGUCUUCCAGAUGUUGCUCACCAAACUCCCCACAAUCAGCCAGAGAAUCAUCAGCUCCCAGGCUUUAUCAGAGGAUGACGUGGAAUGAAUGCAUAAAGGAGAGGGAGACAGAAAACUGCUUUUACUUCUCCUUGAAAGGGUUUAACAGUGAUUAUUGCAGCAUCAUUAAUAUUAGGGACUGUUGUGACUUAUCAGCCCAAAUAUGGCCGACUUUCUGAUGUUCUGGAGUUAAAUUGAACUCAAUGGUUCAUUCCACCUUCCUCCCAUGAGAUAUUGUGUUUUCUAGUAAUUUUGUUUGUUUUCCCUCAUUCUUUUUUUUUUGUUUUGUUUUUGUUAAGCAUCAUGGCAAUAUUAAUAUAUUAUAUUAACAUAGUUUGUCUGUUGCUGUGAGUAUGACAUUAAAAUUGUCUUCAGGAAGAAGAAAAAACAGAAAAAGUUGUUCAGUUGUGUAUAAAUGCAUUUGCAUUGUUGGUUUAAUGUUGUUUUUAUAUUCUAGGCUGUCACCUACUCGUGUAAAACUCCAUAAUAAAACAUUAAACCAUU